Messenger RNA from Entelurus aequoreus (snake pipefish), 2567 nucleotides. It is a transcript of the gene parpbp, whose product is annotated as PARP1 binding protein. Gene Ontology annotation, cellular component: chromatin. The coding region runs from base 103 to 1704 and encodes 533 amino acids. The transcript has 11 exons. Lineage: Eukaryota; Metazoa; Chordata; Actinopteri; Syngnathiformes; Syngnathidae. Gene Ontology annotation, biological process: negative regulation of double-strand break repair via homologous recombination. The record is from RefSeq and is a predicted model, not a curated record.
GCUCCUGGUGACGUCAUCGGUCAUUUCAAAUUUCAAAACAGCUGCGUUGCCAUUUAAGCACGUCGUUUGGGGUUUUGGAUUGCGAACAAAACGACAGGAACGAUGCGCGCUGUAGUCGACGCGUUGGCGCAGAUGGUGAGGACCUUCAGACGAGCGUGUCCUCGGCUGAAGCGGUCUGAGCGGACCACGGUUCACGGCGCUGACGCCAUGCUGAUGGUGCUGCAGCUGGCCAUGGCUGACGUGAGCAAGCAGCUAAGUGGGGAGUUCAAGGUGGCUCUCAGCAACGUCCUGCUGGCGUGGAAACACUUACUGCUGCACAAGCUUCACCUGCGGCCCCCCGGGGCUCCACGCUUGGAGAACUAUGAUCUCAUCCUGGAGGCGUACGAGGGCUUCCUGACGAGCUCCAACACGGUGGAUCUGGUGGACAUCCACUCCGCGUACAAAGAGCUGAGAGGGGACUCUGAGGAGCUCGUGAGCCCUGUCCAGCUAUUUGAGUUCUUAUCAGGCAACGCCACAGACGGUCCUGCCUCGUCUUUCCCAUCAACACCAUCUAGCUCACAGCAGGUCAUCAAAGCGGCAGUUAGAAGAGUCUUCUGCUCCUACCUGAGCUUGCUCGUCAACACCAAGAACGACCUGGCCUUGGCGCUCACGCUCGACGUUCCCAGCCGCUCACUGGGCCGCCGGACCUUCACGGACGUGAAACACGCGGCGCGGAGCAGCAGCACGUCCCUCUUUUUGGCGCUGACGUCUUUCGUGAGGGCCAUCCAGCUCGGCGGGAAGGGCUACGCUCCGGCCGAGACGGACCCGCUGAGGAAGCACGUCAAGGGCCUGUCCAGCUUUGUGCAGUUCCUGGACGACCUGGAGGAGAUCCUGGGGGAGACGCCUGACCCGAGUGUGUGCGGGGCCAAGCUGGUGUCGGCCAUCCGGGCGGCGCUGGUCAAAGGGUGCUCCGGCGGGGACGCGGUGAGCGCUGCGACCGAGGAGACUGCGACCGAGCUAAAGGCUAGGAUCUGCGAGCUGAACCAGGAACAGAAGGAAACCUCGCCGGGAGGCGGGACGGGGAUCAGCCCUGCCAGGCCCAAAGCGCACACGGUCAACCACGCCACAGCGUACGGAGGUCGCGACACCGUGAAGCUGCUGAUGGCGCUGCUGGACGAAGAAGCGCUGAGGCCGCCCUGCGCCAACAAGGCUGAUCUGCUGUCCGAGGACCAGCCGGUCCUGAACGGAAGCCAGGGCACGAGUGUCCUCGCCUUGUUCAGAUCCCCCGAAGUGUCUACUGGAUCGUCGCCAGAGCCCCUCAAGAACAGAGUCCAGAGCCGCCUGGACCCGCUCAGACCCAAGGUGGGACCCAGAACCAUCCGAUCCCAGUUCGCCUGCACUUACACAGAUGAAGAACCGCCCCUCAACCGCGUCCUGGACUUCCACAGCACCAGCCAGGUGCCCACUUGCGUGCACCCCGCACCCAAACCCAGAACCGUGGACGCUGAGGCCCCGUCGUCAGGAAGCAGGGUCCUCGCUCCGAGGAGCGGAAACGCCCCCCUGACCCGAGACCCGGACCACACGACGAAGAAGAGGAAGCGGGCCGACGAGGAUCUGGAAAAGGUCCGAGGUGAGGCGAAGCAGACCAAGACCAGGACAAAGCGCGGCGCCAAGAAGAAGCUGAUUGCGGGACAAGCGACGCUCAGCAGCUUCUUUAGGGUCUGAGCAGAAGAUGUGGAGGUGGAAGCAAGGUGAUUGUGCCGUCGCUUUAUUUUGAAAGUCAAGUGUAAAGCGGAGCAAAGCACAAAUGUUUUUUUUUCGAGACACUUCCUGCCAGAAUGACCAAACUCUGUAAUUAUGUUCCAUUUGAAAUAAACUUUUAAUUUGUUGUAUCACGGGCAAUUUUGCCGUUGCUUUAUUUUGAAAGUCACGUGUAAAGCACAAAUGUUUUUUGUGACACUUCCUGCCGAAUGAUCAAAUUCUGUAAAUAUGUUCCAUUUUAAAUAAAUCUUUGUUUUGUUGUAUCACUUUAGCAAUUUUGCCGUUGCUUUAUUUUGAAAGUCACGUGUUAAGCGGAGCAAAGCACAAAUGUUUUUUUUGUGACACUUCCUGCUAGAAUGACAAAACACUGUAGAAAUCUUCCGUUUCAAAUCAACUUUUAUUUUAUUUUAACAAUUUUGCCGUUGCUUUAUUUUGAAAGUCAUGUGUAAAGCGGGGGCAAACAUUAAAUGUUUUUUUGUGGUCAUUCUAGCAGGAAGUGUCAAACUUUAAAUAUCUUCCAUUUCAAAUGAACGUAUAUUUUAUUUGAACAAUUUUGCCGUUGCUUUAUUUUGAAAGUCAAGUGUAAAGCGGAGCAAAGCAAAAAAAAAUUUUGUCGAGACACUUCCUGCCAGAAUGACCAAACUCUGUAAUUAUGUUCCAUUUGAAAUAAACUUUUAUUUUGUUGUAUCACGAGCAAUUUUGCCGUUGCUUUAUUUUGAAAGUCACGUGUAAAGCACAAAUGUUUUUUGUGACACUUCCUGCCGAAUGAUCAAAUUCUGUAAAUAUGUUCCAUUUUAAAUAAAUCUUUGUUUUGUUGUAUCACUUUA